GGGGUCCCGCUCGGGUUUGGUGUCCGUCGCGUCUCCUCGCGCGCUUCCCGGUCCGCGCUGUGCCGCCUCCCGCCCUCGGGCAGCGUGGGGAGCUCUCGAAGUACCCUGGAGGCCCUUGGAAGACUUAAUUUUAAGAACAUACGGAAGGUAGAGGAAAGGGGCCUUCUGAGCUUUUCUCGCCCUAAAUGGCUACAGAAUCAAGAAAGCCUUCUUCAGCCCCAUCUCCACCAGACCAGGCUCCUGAAGAGGACCUUGUCAUUGUCAAGAUAGAGGAGGAUCAUGGUUGGGAAGAGCAACCUAGUGUGCAUGAAAACAGUACGCCUGGCCAAGAACUGUUUCGUCUACGCUUCAGACAGCUCUGCUACCAGGAGACAAUAGGGCCCCGGGAAGCUCUGAUCCAGCUCCGUGCACUGUGCCAUCAGUGGCUGCGGCCAGACUUGAACAGCAAGGAGCAGAUCCUGGAGCUGCUGGUGCUGGAGCAGUUCCUGACCAUCCUGCCAGGGGAGCUGCAGGCUCUAGUUAAGGAGCACCAGUUAGAGAAUGGAGAGGAGGUGGUGACCCUACUGGAGGACCUGGAAAGGCAGAUUAAUGUCCUAGGACAGCCGGUCUCAACUCAUACACAUGGGCACCGAGUACUCUGGGAUGAAGUCACACAUUCAAAAUCUGCAUCAGAACCUUCAAGUAUUCACAUCCAACCCUUGGCCACCAUGCCUAAAUCUCCAGUGUCCCAGAAGCCACAGGACAAAGGAGAGAGGCCAGAUUUCACUUACAAAGCCAUGUCUUCUUCUCAGAAACCUACUCCUUCCCAGAAAGGAAGUUCUGGAGAUCAGGAGGUGACAGCUAGACUUCUCACUGCAGGGUUCCAGACUUUGGAAAAGAUUGAAGACAUGGCUGUGUCUCUUAUUCGAGAAGAGUGGCUUCUUGAUCCAUCCCAGCAGGAUCUGAAUAGAGAUAACAGGCCCGGGAAAUACAGAAGCAUGUUCUCCCUGGAUGGUGAGACCAGGAGUGAGAACAAGGAAUUAUUUUCAAAACAGGUAAUAUCUCCCGGAAUCCAUCCACAUGGAGAGGCCAAGUGCAACGGGGAUGUUCUCGUGGGUCUUGCGCAUGGAGAAACCCAAGACCUUUUGGGCAAAUUAGAGAGGCACCAGGGAAAUCCCACACAAGAGAAACGACAUAAAUGUGAUGAAUGUGGGAAAAGCUUUGCUCAGAACUCAGGCCUUGUUCGCCACUGGAGAAUCCACACUGGAGAGAAACCCUAUCAGUGUAAUGUGUGCAGUAAAGCCUUCAGUUACAGGUCAGCCCUUCUGUCCCAUCAGGAUAUCCACAACAAAGUGAAGCGCUAUCACUGCAAGGAAUGUGGUAAGGCCUUCAGUCAGAACACAGGCUUGAUUCUGCACCAGAGAAUCCACACUGGGGAGAAGCCCUAUCAGUGUAAUCAGUGUGGGAAGGCCUUUAGUCAGAGCGCAGGCCUUAUUUUGCACCAGAGAAUCCACAGUGGGGAGAGACCUUAUGAAUGUAAUGAAUGUGGAAAAGCUUUCAGUCAUAGUUCACACCUCAUUGGACAUCAGAGAAUUCACACUGGGGAGAAACCCUACGAGUGUGACGAGUGUGGGAAAACCUUCAGACGGAGCUCACAUCUUAUUGGCCAUCAAAGAAGCCACACUGGGGAGAAACCCUACAAAUGUAAUGAGUGUGGGAGGGCCUUCAGUCAGAAGUCGGGCCUUAUUGAACAUCAGAGAAUCCAUACCGGAGAAAGACCCUAUAAAUGUAAAGAAUGUGGGAAAGCCUUCAAUGGGAACACUGGUCUCAUUCAGCAUCUGAGAAUACAUACAGGGGAGAAGCCCUAUCAGUGCAAUGAGUGUGGGAAAGCCUUUAUUCAGAGAUCGAGCCUCAUUCGACAUCAGAGAAUCCACAGUGCCGAAAAGCCUGAGAUCACAGGAGUGUAGGAGAAGCUUUGGUUGUACCUUGAGCAUUAUUUUGCAUUAGAGAAACCAUGUAAUAGUGGAAAGGUCUAAUGAAAAAGGCAGAAUCUGUAGCUGUAACAAAGCUAAGGCUAGCCCUUGGCUAGUUUGGGCCCAAUCCCUGAUCUGAGUUGAUUAGCGUGGCUGUCUUUGGGGGCAUCUGAUGAAGCAGAGCCUUGGCAGCUCAGGAUAUUCUUCAGAAUAACAGUACGUUGCUUAUUGUGACUUGAAACACUAUAUUUUGUCUUUUCUUGACUAGCUCUAAGUUUGAGAGAAGCCACUCCUCCAAGCUUCUCUACUGCUUCCCAUCCGGUGGUCCUUUUUUGUCGUCCCUCUGAAGGGGCCCUUGUGAAUCUUAAUCUAAGAAGCUGCUUGAGUCCAAGGCAACCUCAAUGAGACUAAGAUUUGUGUUUGGCAUUUUGAUAUCCUAGUUAUAGAGAAAUUAUGAGACAUUUAAAUUAUUAUUCUAAUACUCCUAGAUGAUAGAUUUCCAUAUUCCUCUGCAAACUCAAUGCUAUAUUUUAACAGUACUGUAGCAUUUUUCUUCAUUUAGAACCUUUACUGAUUCCAUUGAGUCCCUGAGCAUCUGUACAUAUCCUUCACCAUCCCCAGUCUCAGUAC
Molecule: messenger RNA, 2582 nt
Organism: Apodemus sylvaticus (European woodmouse)
Lineage: Eukaryota; Metazoa; Chordata; Mammalia; Rodentia; Muridae
Product: zinc finger protein with KRAB and SCAN domains 8
Exons: 6
Coding region: 186-1946 (586 amino acids)
Biological process (GO): regulation of transcription by RNA polymerase II; central nervous system development
Cellular component (GO): nucleus
Molecular function (GO): DNA-binding transcription factor activity, RNA polymerase II-specific; RNA polymerase II cis-regulatory region sequence-specific DNA binding
Source: RefSeq, a predicted model, not a curated record